GGGCUUUCCACGAGGCAGACCCGAGCAGAAGCAGUUUUGCAGGCAUGAGAAAUCACAGUGAGAGCAACGCUUUUUCACCAUAUGUUAAUGUGAAGAGUGAACAGUAAAUGGUUAAUCUUACUGCGAUCUGGUUCUUAUUAACUGUGGUUUAUCCGGACGUUAAAUUCGGCGUUUCGUUACACCCGAAGGAGAACGUGACAGUGAAAAAGCGACAUUAUCAGGUGUUUCAAGUGCUGCAAUGUCAGCUCAAUCCAGCAUCAAGUCGACGCCGCCCAGCGACAGGGGCAGUAAACCGACAUCAAGUAAGCCCACCCAGGCGUUAUCAGGUGUUCCAAGUGCUGCAAUGUCAGCUCGAUCCGGGAUCAAGUCGAUGGCGCCCAGCGACAAGGGCAGUAGAACGACAUCAAGUAAGUCCGCACAGGCAAGAGCCAAGGCAGAAGCCGCCAAGGUGCGACUGCAUUACGCCAAACAAGAAGCAGUUUUGAAAAUUAAACUGGCUGCCAGAGAAGCCGAAAGGGCCGCCAGAAAGGCAGAAGCCGCCAAGGUGCUACUGCGUUACGCCAGACAAGAAGCAGUUUUGAAAAUGAAACUGGCCACCAGAGAAGCCGAAAUCCAGAAAGAAAGGGCCGCCAGACAAAGAGAAGAGGCCGCCAGAGAAGCCGAAACCCAGUUGGAAAUGACAAAAAUAUCGACAGAGUUGCAUGUGCUGCAGCUAGAAGGAGAAAGAGAAGCUGCCAGGGUGGAAGCAAAGUACAUAGAACAAGCUGGAAAAGGGUCGCGUGAUCUGACCGAAGUAAGAUCUACUUUAGAAAGGACCAGACUGGAACGCACAAGUGACUAUGUACAAUAUCAAAUAGACAGGCAGGCUCGUCUCCCCUCUCCAUACGUAUUCGAUAACUUCCCCAGCUACGAGGAACCUCAGAGAGUCACGAUUGCAUCACAUCCAUACGAGGAAGGAAAUUUACCCUCACGGCUCCGUGAUGAAGUCAAGAAUGAAAGAACCGACAACGCUCCUUCACCCCCACAACAGGACGGCGGGGAGGGAGAGGUUCACUCCAGGACAACAAUUGUCAGCUCGAACUGUACAGAAGUUUGCGGUCAAACUCAGUCAAGCCGUUCUUGUUCCGAGAUCUGCCUCACUGAGGUGUACCCUAAAGAAGCACAACAAGACAUUACCAAGCGUAAAGUAACCGACGAGACGCUAGGUCAGUCAGUUUUCGUUCAAACCGAGCACGGAAACAAACUUGCACAAUCAGCUCAAGAUACCAUUUCUUUAAAAACCAAAGACACCAAGGUCUUCAGAGAUGAAGCAAAUAAUGGGAUUGCCCCAUUGCCAAUCAGAGAACCACGCCAGCGCUCACCAGAUAACAAAGAGCAGGCAGUCAAACGGUUCACGUCCUUACGGAAAACCCGGAAAAGGAAACCCGAGAUGCAGCAACGCACCCGAUUGGCCCACGAGGUACUGUGCACCCUAAUGGCAGAGGUCACAGCCAUUAUAAACACACAAUCAUUCCUACCUGUGUCUUCUGACCCAGAAAACCCCUUUAUACUUUCGCCAUCAACGCUCCUUACGCAGAAGGCAGGAGCACCUCCUCCACCAGGAGACUUCUCAGACAAGGAUUUGUACACAAAGCAAUGGAGACAAGUCCAGGCUCUGGCAAAUCAGUUUUGGUCUCGCUGGAGACAAAAAUAUCUACCCUCGUUGCAACAGAGACAAAAGUGGACAGGACCCCACAGGAAUCUGGCCAAUGGCCAGAAUCACUGCUACAUUCCCUAGCGGGGAUGGACAUGUCAGGAAGAUCGAAUUGAAGACUACCGACCAAGGCGAUGUGAAAAUUUACCAAAGGCCAGUUACAGAAGUUAUUCUACUUCUACCCAAUGACUGAUUAAGAGACUAAGUUUUGUACUCUGCUCAUUGUGACCUUACGAAGGUCAAGCGGGGAGUGUGCUGUCUUUACGACAGUUAUUUAGUUUAUAAUAUUUUCGCUUAGUAAUUCAUUCAAUAGUAUUUUCUAGUUAGAAUUAGAAGUGUUUAAAGUGUAUUCAUUGCAUGUAAAAUAUAUCGGCAUGCGAUGACGUCACAUCCGGUUUCGCCGCGUCUUGUGGGAAAACACCGGUUUGAAAUUAGCGCGAGGGUGGGGGCUUUCCACGAGGCUCACCUGAGCAGAAGCAGUUUUGCAGGCAUGAGAAAUCACAGUGAGAGCAACGCUGUAAGUUAAUAGAUAAUCGAUAUAUUGAACUAAGAUGUUAAUGUUGAUCCUGUUAGAGGUAACGACGGUAGAUAAUGUUUAUGCUUUCCUUAGUUAAAGAGUCGCGGAUAGUUUGCAUGGAAGUGUAUUUAAAGUAGUCAAUGGAGCAGGUAAACUCUCCCUGUAUACUGCACCUUAGUGUAAUGUAGUUAUAGUCACCUUUGCAAGUAUUUACACUUGAAAUGUGAUAUUAAGGAAGGAACAAAUACUGUAUCAAUCUUGUAUUGUUUUAUCAACAGUUUUCACCAUAUGUUAAUGUGAAGAGUGAACAGUAAAUGGUUAAUCUUACUGCGAUCUGGUUCUUAUUAACUGUGGUUUAUCCGGACGUUAAAUUCGGCGUUUCGUUACACCCGAAGGAGAACGUGACAAGGGAUAAAAUUGGUCCUAUUGAAGAUCAGAGUGGUCGGCUAUGUAUGGAACCAAAAGAAAUGGGGGAGAUCUUAAAUGGGUUUUUUGCAUCUGUAUUUACUAAGGAAACUGGC
Molecule: messenger RNA, 2731 nt
Organism: Hypanus sabinus (Atlantic stingray)
Lineage: Eukaryota; Metazoa; Chordata; Chondrichthyes; Myliobatiformes; Dasyatidae
Exons: 2
Coding region: 239-1777 (512 amino acids)
Source: RefSeq, a predicted model, not a curated record